Molecule: messenger RNA, 4833 nt
Organism: Penicillium manginii
Lineage: Eukaryota; Fungi; Ascomycota; Eurotiomycetes; Eurotiales; Aspergillaceae
Product: non-ribosomal peptide synthetase
Exons: 1
Coding region: 1-4833 (1610 amino acids)
Molecular function (GO): catalytic activity
Source: RefSeq, a predicted model, not a curated record
AUGGCCUGCAACGUUGAGCACUCCGUGGGCGACAUCAAUCUAUUCAACAAACCGCAAUGGACACAGUUGGCUGACUGGGGAUACAAUCGUGCACUGCCAUCCGUGACUGACAGCUGCGUUCAUGAACUAUUCUCGAACCAGGCGCGGGCCACCCCCAAUGCACCUGCCAUCUGCGCCUGGGAUGGCCAGCUCUCCUACAAGGAUGUCGACGAACUCACCGAUCGUCUCGCCGCCACACUCGCCAGGCGGGGUGUUGAAAGGGGAUCCCUUGUGCCACUCUGCUUUGAAAAGAGCAUGUGGACUCCGAUAGCAAUGCUGGCAGUCCUGAAAGCCGGUGGCACAUGUGUUUCCAUGGAUCCCUCCCACCCUGCCAGUCGCCACGCCCUGCUCAUCGCGGCCACCGGGGCCAAGCUGGUCCUGACCUCGGAGGCGCAAUUGGCACCAAACUCUGUCGGUGCGGUGAAUGCAGUCAGUAUUGGCCCUAAGGCCGUUGCAGGGCCGAGUCCUCGGACAAACCAGCCUUGGCCUGGCCAGCGUUCAGCCCCUGAAACCCCAGCAUUUGUGGUGUACACCUCUGGAAGUACAGGCACGCCCAAGGGAGUCGUGCUGCCACACCGAACUGUUUGCACCAGCAUGAAAGCCCAUGGCACUGCGUUGCAGAUCGGCCCAGGCUCCCGCGUGCUGCAAUUCGCUUCGCAUGUGUUUGAUAUCAGCCUUCAAGACAUGUUCUCCACGCUGACGAGAGGAGCCUGCGUGUGCAUUCCAUCCGACCACGACCGCCUGAAUGACCUGGCCGGGGCGAUCAAUACCCUCAACGUCAACUGGGCGUGUAUCACCCCGACAGUGGCUGGGAUUCUCGACCCAGAGACUGUUCCUACCUUGACCAACCUCACGCUGGCGGGCGAGGCUGUGACCCAGCAGGUCGUUGACCGAUGGGCUGGCUCGCCACAUCUCCAGAGCUUCAACAACUGCUACGGGCCCGCGGAAUGCACCAUCUACUGUUCCUGGAAUGGCUCAGUAGGCCGACCAGGAAUGAGUCCAGCAAACAUUGGGCGCGGCCUCGCAAGCAAACUAUGGCUCGUCGACGAGGCCAACCACAACCAACUCGCGCCUCUUGGAGCUGUCGGCGAACUGGUCGUGGAAGGGCCUCUUGUGGCGCAAGGCUAUCUCCACGUCGACAGCGACGCCUUCAUCAUGGAUCCCGCCUGGGCCUCGACGGGCGAUCGUCGCAUGUACAAGACCGGAGACCUGGCCCGAUUCAACUCUGACGGAACCCUCGAUUAUCUCGGGCGCAAGGAUGCGCAGGUCAAGCUGCACGGCCAGCGCCUUGAACUGGGCGAGAUCGAACAUCAUAUUGCCCGGGCCAGCUCCGUGCAGAGCGCAAUGGUCCUACUGGCCCGUCAAGGACCGUGCCGUGGCAGGCUUGUUGCGGUCGUGUGUCUCGAGCACUACGCCUCUCCCACUGCCGGGGACGAGGCUGUCCAGCUUGUUGGGCAGGUCCACCGCGAAGGGGUCUGCGCGCAGAUCACGGCGCUGCGUGACACCCUCGCCGCCGUGCUCCCUUCGUACAUGGUGCCCUCGUUGUGGAUUCCGGCACCGCAGCUGCGCGUCAACAGUUCGCUCAAGAUUGACCGCGCAUCGAUUGCUCGUUGGGUCGACGCCAUUGAUGACGAUAUCCUGUCAUCCAUCACCAGACUCACAGAGCCCGACGAGCCCACGGAGAUUCUCCCCGCGCAGAGCAUCAGCCAAGUCAUGCGCGAUGUGAUUGCCCGCGUCCUCAACCUCGAGCCCAAGGAGGUCAACUUCAAUCGGUCCUUCAUCUCUCUCGGUGGCGAUUCGAUCAGCGCCAUGCAGACCGUGAGCGAGGCCCGCGACCACGGGUUGCAGGUGCGCGUGCACGAUAUCCUCAAGAGCCGAAGCCUCACGCAGUUGCUCGAAAGGGUGCAGGUCGAAGAGACCGCGGAUGUGGGCGCGGCACUGCUGGACGAUCCGGUCGAUGUCCCCUUUGCUCUGUCACCAGUUCAACAGCUCUACUUUGAGGUUUCAUCGCAGCAGCCGACGCGGUUCCACCAGAGCUUCACCCUACGUUUGUCGUCGGCGAUCAGCCCUGAGCUUGUCCCUGUCGCAUUAGAGGAGCUCGUUGCCCGUCAUACGAUGCUCCGUGCGCGUUUCCGUCAGAAGGGCAAUGCCUGGACACAGUCUGUGACUUCGCUGACGCCUGCAUCGUUCUAUAUGGAGCGCUACACCGUCAGUCUGCGCGCAGAUAUUGCUCCUAAGAUGGCCGCCGCCCAACAGGCCAUUGACAUCGUCAGCGGACCAGUCUUUGCGGCUGUCCUGCUUGCCAGCCCUGAGGCAAACCUCCUCUUUAUGACGGCCCACCAUCUGGUCAUGGACAUGGUCUCGUGGCGAGUCAUUAUCCAGGAGCUCGAAGCACGAUUGCAGAGCUCUGGCACUGCUCCACCUACGCUGGGCGACCCCCUGACCCCGUACCAAGCCUGGAGCCGCAUACAAAGCGAUCGUGCCCUGGCCAUUGAGCCCCGGAAAGCCCUGCCCUUCCGAGUGCCCCCGACGCAGCCCCGAUUCUGGGGCUUACAGGCCACUGCCAAUAUCUACGCUGACGUUGCCCAGCGUACCUUUUCCUUGGACGAGAGUACGACCAGCCACCUCCUGGGCGACUGCAACAGUCUCUUCAAAACGGAUCCAGUCGACCUGUUUAUCGCCGCGGUACUGCACUCCUUUGGCCAGACCUUCCCAGAGCGACCGCUGCCGGCUGUCUUCAAUGAAGGACAUGGGCGCGAGCCGUGGGACGAGGCAUUGGAUUUGUCUCGCACCGUAGGUUGGUUCACCACCAUGCUCCCCCUCCUCGUCUCCGACGCCCUGUCUGGGGUGGGCAGCAUCGCUGCCCAGGUCAGCAAACUGCGGUCGCAACUGGCCAACGGUCGUGACUAUUUCGCCUCGCGCUUCCUUAGUCCUGUUGGACGGCAAUCGUUCCGCAGCCACACUCCGAUCGAAGUCCUGUUCAACUACCUGGGCCAGUACCAGCAGCUUGAGCGAGCCGAGGGUGCCUUCCAGCUGGAGAGCACUGCUGACCUGGACCAGUCGCUCACGUCCGACAUUGAGCCCCAGACCCCGCGUCUGGCCCUUUUUGACAUUAAUGUGCUAGUAAUGCAGGGCCAGGCGCGUGUUACGCUGGCAUACAACAAGAAGAUGAAGCACCUCGAUCGCAUCGAGAAGUGGGCGUCGACGCUGGAGGCUACCCUGACCGAGAUUGCGGUGCAAUUCCCCGCAAUGGACCUGCAGCGCGUCCUGACCAGCUUCCCCCUGCUGCCGACACUGACGGCCGACGAGCUGAAGGGGCUGCGUGAAGAACUCCAAUCCCUUGGCUUUGACCUAGAUCAGGUGGAGGAUAUAUACCCGUGCUCGCCCGUCCAGCAAGGUCUGCUCCUGAGUCAACAAAAAGCAACCGGUGUGUAUGAGAUCGCCUUCAGGUUUGCUGUUCGCGCAAAGGGUGGUCUUUCUAAGUUGGUAGAUCCAACGAAGCUCGAGCAUGCAUGGCAUCAGGUUGUCGCCCGCCAUGCUGCUCUCCGGACCAUCUUCCUGGAACGCGGCCAUUUGGACGAGGGAGGCUUGCACACGCAGGUUGUGCUGCGCGAGACCGAUCUUCCAGUGGCGCAGCUGUCGUGUCCCGAUGGCGAGGAGGUCGCAACCCUCGCCGCGGCCAUGGAUGAAGAGCCCGUCGUGUCUAAGCACCUGCCUCGUUUCACCCUCUGCCAGAACUCCGGGGGAGGCGUGUUCUGCCAGCUCGAGGCAAACCACGCCCUCAUUGAUGCAGCAUCGAUCUCGCUGAUUGUACGUGACCUGAGCCUGGCCUACCAGGGCGCGCUUCCCGAUGAGCCAGGCCCGCUCUACAGCAGCUACAUUGAGUAUCUCCAGUCCGUCCACCAAGAGGCUGCUCUGGAAUUUUGGCAGACCAGCCUUGCAGACGUGGAGCCGUGCCUCUUCCCGGCUCUUGACAAGUAUGACGAGGGUUUCCACGCCGACCCUGACGAGCUGCGCUCCACCAAGGCCGAUUUCAGCUCGCUCGCCGGCCAUCUACACGCCUUCUGCCGCGAGAACGGGGUCACCCUAUCGAGCGUCUUCCAGAUGGUCUGGGCGAUCGUCCUCCGAAGCUAUACCGCCUCGGACGACGUGUGCUUUGGGUUCCUGGCUGCUGGACGAGACAUUCCCGUGCCUGGCAUCGCCGAGUGCAUUGGGCCGUUUAUCAAUAUCCUCGUGUCUCGCUUGACCACCACCCCGGGAGACUCCCUGCUCGACCUCGCACUGCGCAUGCAGGACUUUUACACCAGCAGCCUGGUCCACCAGCACUGUUCGCUGGCCGAGAUCCAGCACAGCCUGCCCUUGCAGCACGGCUCGCUGUUCAAUACCCUGAUGUCGAUUCAGCGUGGCUCGGCCUGGUCGGCGUCUGCUCAGGUACAGACCCAGGCCCAGGAGCCCGCGAUCGCCUUCGACAGCACCAACUCGCACGACCCCACCGACUACAACAUUGUCGCCAACGUGGUGCUCUCGGAGAGUGAGAUCUCGGUCUCGCUCAGCCACUGGAGGUCCAAGCUGUCGGACUGGCAGGCGGCGAAUAUCCUGGGCACCACCAAGGCCGCGAUCCUCAGUCUGCUCAAAUCGCCCACGACCCCCCCUUGGUCAGGUUUCCCUCUUCAGCCAGCGGGACGAGCAGCUCACACGCAGCUGGCAACACGCACUGCCACAGCCAGUGCUCAAAUCCAUUCCAGAGCUCUUUGCACAGCAAGUUUCCGCCCAGCCUCGUGCACCGGCGGUUGA